Molecule: messenger RNA, 1761 nt
Organism: Fragaria vesca subsp. vesca
Lineage: Eukaryota; Viridiplantae; Streptophyta; Magnoliopsida; Rosales; Rosaceae
Product: cationic amino acid transporter 7, chloroplastic-like
Exons: 5
Coding region: 1-1761 (586 amino acids)
Biological process (GO): transmembrane transport; amino acid transport
Cellular component (GO): plasma membrane
Molecular function (GO): amino acid transmembrane transporter activity
Source: RefSeq, a predicted model, not a curated record
AUGGAGGAGAGCCAGAGCCAAUGCCAUGCGUCGUCUUUCUCGAGCCCCCGGGCCUACCUCAGAGCUCUAGCUGACACUCCGGCCCGUCUGGCCCGCCGUGCCGUUUCAGUCUCCACCUCCUACGACGAAAUGAGCGCCGUCCGCGCCCGCUCCGGCUCCGACAUGCACAAGACCCUCGGCUGGUUGGACCUCCUCGGCUUCGGCUUCGGCGGCAUGGUCGGCGCCGGAGUGUUCGUCACCACCGGCCGUGCCAGUCGCCUCUAUGCCGGCCCUUCUGUGGUCAUAUCCUACGCCAUUGCCGGCCUCUGCGCUCUUCUCUCCGCCUUCUGCUACACCGAGUUUGCCGUCGACAUGCCCGUCGCAGGCGGCGCCUUCAGCUAUCUCCGGGUCACAUUCGGUGAAUUCGCGGCCUUCUUGACCGGAGCCAACUUGAUGAUGGACUAUGUGAUGUCGAACGCCGCCGUUGCGAGGGGCUUCACGGCUUACUUGGGCACCGCAAUUGGCGUCCCCGCCGCAAAAUGGAGGUUCACAGUCGCCGCACUCCCCAACGGCUUCAAUGAAAUCGACGUCGUUGCUGUGGUCGUGGUCUUAGCGGUCACGCUCAUUAUCUGCUACAGUACAAGGGAGAGCUCGGUGGUCAAUAUGGUGUUGACGGCUCUGCAUAUAACAUUCAUAUUAUUCGUCAUCGUGAUCGGGUUCUGCAAAGGCGACUGGAACAACUUCACAGCACCGGCCGACCCGACCACGCAUCCGUCCGGUUUUUUCCCGUACGGGAUUGCCGGCGUGUUUAACGGGGCGAGCAUGGUGUAUCUGAGCUAUAUCGGAUACGACGCCGUGUCGACCAUGGCGGAAGAGGUGCGCAACCCCGUCAAGGACAUUCCCAUCGGAGUCUCCGGUUCCGUCCUCAUCGUCACCCUUCUUUACUGUCUCAUGGCGGCGUCCAUGUCCAAACUGCUCCCCUACGAUAUGAUCGACCCGGAGGCGCCGUUCUCGGCGGCGUUCAGAGGGAAAUGGGAGGCGAGAGUGAUCGGAGUGGGGGCCAGCCUGGGGAUUCUGACGUCGCUGCUGGUGGCGAUGCUGGGGCAGGCGAGGUACAUGUGUGUCAUCGGGCGAUCCAGUGUGGUCCCCGCAUGGUUCGCCAGGGUCCACCCCAAGACAUCCACGCCGGUCAACUCUUCCGCUUUUCUCGGUAUCUUAACCGCAGCAAUUUCGCUUUUCACUGAUCUGAAUGUCCUACUCAAUCUUGUAUCCAUUGGCACACUCUUUGUCUUUUACAUGGUGGCCAAUGCUGUGAUUUUUAGGCGCUACGUUGCACUGGGGAGGACAAAACCAUGGCCUACAAUAUCAUUCCUGUGCUCCUUUUCUUUGACAGCAAUCUUCUUCUCGGUGAUCUGGCAAAUUGCUCCACAGGGAAGAGCCAAAGCAUUGAUGCUUUGUGUUACUGCAAUAAUUGCAGCUUCAAUCGUUCAAAUUUUCCACUGCAUGGUUAAACAAGCGCGAAAACCCGAAUUCUGGGGCGUGCCUUUGAUGCCAUGGAUGCCAUCUGUCUCCAUUUUCUUGAACGUCUUUCUGUUGGGGUCAUUGGACAGACCAUCCUAUGUGAGAUUUGGAUACUUUUCAGGUUUUGCUGUGCUUGUGUAUGUUUUCUACAGCGUUCAUGCCAGCUUUGAUGCACAAGGGAAUGAGUCUUUCACUCAGAAGAAUGGCGAAAUCCACAUAGAGUCUGCACAGGAAAGUAAUGAUCCAGGACUUAAAGUGUAA